AUGGAGAACUUGCCAGCAAUUUUGGAAGCCAGUAUCUCGCCGAACAGUCAGAUAAUUAAACAAGCCGAGCAACAGUUGGACGAGCUUUCAAAAUCUCCAGGUAUAGCUGAUUAUGUUAUUUUAGUUUUCGAUUUUUAGGUUUCGCCCAAGUGUUGCUUCAAGUGAUCAGUCAAGAAAGUGUUAGCAAAGACAUCCGAGUUUCUGCUGCUGUAGCUUUCAAGAACUUUAUUAGGAAGAAUUGGGUGAGUUUUGGCUUCUUUGGAACGUUAGAGGGUUUUGGACAUGGAUAAGAUUGUAAAAGCUGUUUUGAUUUAUUUUAAAUGACAUUGAUUAAUAUGGGGUUUUCUUGUGAAGUAAAGAACGGCAAGGACUUUGUUUACAUGGUUUGAAAUGGCAGGAAAAGUCAUUUGAAAUAUGGAAAACGUUAAAAUUAUUCUUUUUGUAAGGAUAAUAUAGGAAAAACAAUUUAUUUGUCUCAUAACAAACGUAUUUGGUUUAGAAUCCAGAAGGGCAACUGGCUGUAGCUCCGCUGGACAAUGGAGAACGUAAUCAAAUCCGAGAACUUGUGAUCACGGCCAUGUUUCAAAUGGAAGAGCUGUAUCGACGUCAACUAACCCAAUCGCUGUGUAUCAUUGGAAAUCAAGAUUUCCCAAGGCAAUGGCCAUCUUUAAUGCAACUUUUAGCCCGACAUCUCGACGGAGAUUUUUCGCACAUCUUGGCCACUUUAACCGCCAUUGAACAGUUGGUACAUCGCUACAGGAAUGAGAGACGAACGGACGAUUUGAUUCGAGAAAUCAUUCUUGUCCUUCAAAGUGUCGCUCAACCAAUAACGGAUCUGUUCAACAGACUUAUAGCCAUGGUGCCACCCGAAGGUCAAGAGAUUGGAUUGUCGUUGGAUGAGCAGAAUCAAUGGCUGGAGAUAUUGUUGUUGCUCAGCAAGAUCUACUAUUCAUUGAUUUGGCAGGAUCUACCUGAGUUCUUUGAGGUAUGUAUUGAUUCAGAGUGUGAAAUUAGGGGUUUAAGUGAAAAAUGGUUUAAAAUCAAGUUCUUAGUCGAAAACUAGCUUAAUGUAAAGGUUUUGAAUUGAAAAUUAUUUAACACAAAGCUUAUAGGAUCACUUGGAAGAAUGGAUGAGUGGCUACCUAAAGCUCUUAAGCCUAAAACUCCCCAACUACGAGUCCAGGUCAGACGACACCGAACCGAAUCACUUGGACAACAUUAAGCGUGUCAUUUGUGACAUUGCCAAGCUAUACAGUCAACGUUUCGAAGAGGAGUUCAUGCCCUACAUCAUGAAGUUCAUCGAAAUCGUGUGGAAUUUGUUGGUUCAAACUGAUCACAGAGUUCGCUUCGACUCGCUAGUCAACGCCGCUCUGGGCUAUUUGUCUGCCGUGUGUGAACGUGAACGAUAUGUACAAAUCUUCAGAGAGCCGGGGGUUUUGGAGCAGAUUUGCCAAGCUGUUGUUAUCAAGAACUUGACUUUGAGAAAUGAGGACUUGGAGCAGUUUCAGGAUGAACCUUUUGAUUAUUUGAAGAGGGAUAUUGAAGGUAUAGCUUCAGAGCUGUUUUUACUGAUUUAAAGCUAUUAUUAAUUAUUUUAAGCACAAAUUUUAUGAUUUUAAAGUUAAUUUUGAUAUUUUAAAGUUAAUGUUAACGUUUUAAAUCUAGUUUCAACAAUUUUAAAGCCAAUUUUAAUAUUUCAAAGCUAAUUUAAAUGAUUUUAGGUCUGGAUUUGGAGACCAGACGUCGUGGAGCAGUUGAUUUUGUUCGCGCACUAACUAAAUUCUUUGAAGCUGAUGUAUUCAAAGUUUUGAGUCAAGCUAUUACUCAAUAUUUGAACGAAUUUCAAGUAAUAUUUUUUUUUGGUUUUUUUUUAAUUUUUAGGGUUCAUACCUACAAUAACAUCAGCUAGCUAUGUCUAGAUCGAUCUAUAUGCCAUUGUUUUAACAUUAUUGAGUUAAAUUUUAAAGGAUGCUGUAUCACCGUGGCAAUAAUGUGUCAAAAAUAUAAGAUAAACCUACUACAAUAUAAUUUUAGUCGAACCCAUCCGAAAAUUGGAUCAAAAAAGACGUGGUGUACUUUUUGGUGUCAGCAUUAGCUUCAAAAUCAACCACAGCACGACAAGGCGCGACAGCAGUCUCAUCUCUAAUCAAUAUUCAUGACUUUUACAAUAAUUUCGUCAGAUCGGAGCUAUUAGAGGUGGACGAAAACAAUUAUCCACCAAUUCUAAUUGCCGACGCCUUGAACUUUGUGGUGUUGUUCAGGAAUCAAUUAGACCCUCAGGUAAUCAUCGAAGCGUUCGGAAGACCAAAUGCACCAGUAAGAAGGAUUUUGACAUCAAACAAUUCGAUUCUGCACCACUUUUUGGGCUACGCGAUUGAUAAAUUGGCUACUGUGAGAAAGAAUAAUGUAAGUUCAUGGUUCGAAUUUUAUGUUUUUAGGUAACACUGAGUCUUGUGAAUGUUUAGAGUAUUAGGUUUUAAUGUUUGGCGAGGUAUAAUUUACAGAAAAUUAUGUCUGAAGGGAAACCAUGACCAAUUUUCAUGGAUAAUAUAGAAAUUUGAUGGUUUAUAGAGAUAUCUUGAUGAUUUUAAGAGUUUUUAAGCUUGUAUUAAAAAAAUAUAGCUUGAGAAGGUGUAAAGAUAAAUAUUCUAAUGAAUUUAAGUUGAUUUUUGUUAUUUUAGGAGCUCCUCUUCAAUUCCCAAACGAUUCCAGCCAGCGAAUACAUGGAAUCCUUGAUGGCGGCGAUUCAAAAGCCAGAUUCACAGAAGUCACACUACUUGAUUAAGGCCUUUAUGAGAUGUUUGUCAGUUAUGGAUGUAGGUUUUGUCAUGUUUUUAAUUUUUGAAAGUCUUAGUUUUUUGCACAGUGCAAGCAAAUUUAAUUUUUUGCACGGUGCAAAUUUUUAAAAUCAUUAAAAGUGCAUGCUAGUGUUAUGAUUAUUAGUUUUCCUUGUUUGUAAUUUUUUUUGGGUACAGAAAUGUGUUCAGUUUUAAAAAAUUUUUAAAUUUUUAGCAAAAACAAGCUGAAAAAGCGGAUGUUUAUGUGGAUUUCCUGGUACAACUGAUCCAAGCCGUCAUCAAGGAAUCCCAGAAUCCAAUCUUUACUCAUUUGGUCUUCGAAUCGUUGUGUGUUGUCAUCAAAAAGAGCUUCCCAUACAUUCAACAAGGCAUUUCGGAGCGAAUCAUGCCCAUCAUCGAGCAAAUCAUCUCCGCCGAUCUGGCCGACUUUGUACCAUAUGCACUACAAAUCGUCGCUCUAUUAUUAUAUCAAUCCGAAACGGAGAAGCGUUUGGGCCGCCAAGACUACGGAGCCGAGAAGUACGAAUCCUUUUUCCCACAUCUGGUCAAAGGCAACUUCUGGCAACGUGUAGCCAAUGCUCCAGCUUUGACUACGAUUUUUGAGGCUUUUAUCAAAACUGCACCGGACUUUGUGUUGAAGCCAGGCAAUGUGGAAGGUGUAAUGGGAUGUUAUCAAAGCCUAAUCAGCUCGCGGGCGUUAGAAGAAAGUGGAUUCAGGCUGGCGACGGCGUUGAUCAACCAUUAUGAUGUAAGUUUUGUUGAUUUUUUUUUGGUUUUGGAUUUUAGGUAUGAAAUGGAGAGGGUGAUGUUGAGCUUUUGAAUGAUUUAGAAGCUUUGAUAUUGUGUUAUAGAAUAGUCUAGGCUUUAUUUUUAGCUACGAAUUAGACUAAAUGGUUUAAUAUUGACUUUAAGAAUGAUUUAAGAUUUGAUAUUGAGCUAUAGAAUAGUCUAGGUUUGGUUUUCAGUUAUUAAUUAGACUAAAAGGCUUGAUUUUUACUUUGAUUUUACCAAUGUUGAUGUUGUAGUAGAUAAAAUAAUAUUCUUGGCUUAAUUCUUUAUGAAAUAUUAAUGAAUUAGGUAUUAAAAUGAACGGAAAAGAUUAAUCUUUAACGUACUACAAGUUUUAGGACUAGAAAUUUAUAUUAAUUUACAUAAAAUUCAAUGUAAUCCAUAAAAACCCAUUUUUAGUCCAAUCAAAUCCUCACGACCAGAGGCAUCCUCCUCCCAAUGCUAAACCGAUACCAAGCCAACAAAACCCCAAGAUUCACGAGGAUCUUUGUACUCUUCUUAACCAGGUUGGCAUAUCUAAAAGGCGCGGAGAAGUUUGCUCAUGUUAUGAACGAAAUCCAACCGGGUAUGAUCCAUAUGGUUGCGGACAAGGUCUUGCUAAAGGAAUUGAGAGAGAAUCAUCUGGCGCAGAACUUUGAAGACAAACGACAUAUUGUUCUAGGGCUGGCAUCGAUUGUCGGGGAUGCGUAUGAUCAAAUCAAGUAAGUUUGGGAUUGAAUAACAUUUUGUUGGUUUGUAAAGAAAGUUCUUGCCAUUUUUUGAUUUCUAAAGAAAGUUCUUGCCAUUUUUUGUUUUGUAAAGAAAGUUCUUACCAUUUUUUUUUAAAUUCAAAUUUUAGGCAAAUCUUCCCAGGCUUGGUCGACACCGCAGUUUCUGUCGUCGAAUCUACUACAACAUCGGGCAUUUUCGAAAAAGUCGACGAAGAAGUGGAAACAGAAGCCGCUGAUGUAUACUGCAAACUUACCAACAUCCAAUCAGAUCCCAUCAUUCCAAGAGACGUCAACAUCAGACAGUACCUAGCUCAAAUGGUUCAAAAAGCCCUGACUCAAGACCCGGCUGCUAUUAGUUGUCUUCCAGAAAAGAUCAAAAAUACCCUACAGCAAUAUGCUAUGUAA
Molecule: messenger RNA, 4702 nt
Organism: Bursaphelenchus okinawaensis
Lineage: Eukaryota; Metazoa; Nematoda; Chromadorea; Rhabditida; Aphelenchoididae
Source: the annotation of a GenBank genome assembly